AUGUAUCACGGGAUGGUCGCUCUGCUGAAGCGAGACAGAAGGAAGUUUGUGGAUAGGCGGGGAAUGGAAGAUGAAUUUCGUAGACGUGAAAGAGAACUUUGUGCGCUGCACAAGAGCGACAUAGAUGCCGUAAGGCACGCCGCGAAAAGAGACAUGGAUUUACUAUUGGCACGGCACGAGGAGCAGUUGAACCGAAUCCAGAAGGAAUCAGUGUCUAAGGUAGAGAAGCUCGCACAAGAGCAAACAACUCGAGACGAGCUAAUAGGAGAUCUUCGUGAGCAGUUGAAGGAAUCAAUGUCGAAGGUGGAGAAGCUCGUACAAGAACAGACAACUCGAGACGAGCUAAUAGGAGCUCUCCGGGAGCGGUUGAAGGAAUCAAUGUCGAAGGUAGAGAAGCUCGAGCUCUCCGGGAGCGGUUGA
Molecule: messenger RNA, 420 nt
Organism: Gregarina niphandrodes
Lineage: Eukaryota; Apicomplexa; Conoidasida; Eugregarinorida; Gregarinidae
Exons: 2
Coding region: 1-420 (139 amino acids)
Source: RefSeq, a predicted model, not a curated record